Messenger RNA from Closterium sp. NIES-65, 2034 nucleotides. The record is from the annotation of a GenBank genome assembly. NCBI's taxonomy places the organism in Eukaryota, Viridiplantae, Streptophyta, Zygnematophyceae, Desmidiales, Closteriaceae.
AUGAUCUGCAGCUGUUUCUGCAGUGCGACUCUAGAGACGGAGUCUCACUGUUCGAUCACACGUCCGGCGUCUCUGUUGCACCUGCUCCCGAUGCUGACAGGGGACCACUUCCUAUCACUUUGCCCCACCACACUCACCGUUGGCCUCCUCGAGGAGCGCCUCCUUGCAGCUGAGAAGAGUAUAGUCGCUCUAGGGGCCUCUCGUGGUGACCCUCGUGCCCCUUUCUUUGAAGGGUGCUCCCCCGUCCCCCAUUUCCACUAUGUUGCUUCUGCUGCUGUUGUCGACCUCGUUGGCACCGACUCGGUCGGCGCUGCGUCUGCUGCCAGUGGGAGGCGCCACAGCGGCAGGGGCAAGGGGGGCAAGGAUGCUGAAGGAGACGGCGGGGGCGGCGGUGGUGGCGGUGGAGGCGGCGGAGGGGGUGGGGGUGGAGGUGGGGAUGGUGGCGGGAGGGGGGCUUCGGUGGCGGCGGUGGAGGUGGAGGCGGAGGCGGUAGCGGCGGUGGUAGUGGUGGCGGCGGUGGUGCUGGUUGGGGUGGCGCUGUGCAGCGGGAAGGCUUUGGUGUUGGCCAGCGCCAGCAGCAGCAGCGUUCUCGUGAGACCCUGUCGCCCUAGCAGCUUUGUGAGUGGGACGCUGGGCGUGGGAGGUCUAGGGUUGCUGGUCCUUGUGCUUACGUUCUCCGCACCGGCGAGCGCAGUGGGGAGAGGUGCGGAGGACCGCACGCCACACACCGCUGCUGCUGCUCUGGGUGCUAGUGAGUCUGCUGCUAGUGCUGGUGAGUCUGCUCUCUCAGGUACCGCGUCGGCUCAGGCCUUACACACGUUCACCCUUGACUCGGGUGCUUCCCGCUCCAUUCGCGACUGCACCACACUCUCACCGCUCAGUCAGCCAGUGGCAGUCUCCCUGGCUGACCCCUCUAGGGGUCCGGUCCUUGCGCACUCUUCCAAGGUUCUGCCGUGUUCGGCGGUCCUGUCUGGCUCUCUGUCUGGCCUCCAACCCCCCUCGUUCUCCAUGAACUUGGUGAGUGGAGCUGACCUUCAGGACGCGUGGGUUGACCAGUUCACUCCUGGAGGUCAGCGGGUGACCCACUGUUCGUGUACUCGGACGGGCCGGCACCUGGCCACGUUCACCCGUCAGCCUAGACUCUCCUCUAGCACCACCGCCUUGGUCACCCCUCCCUGCCUUGUCUCCGAGGCAUGGCCUCCCGUGUCCUUGUCACUGGUCUUCCCCGGUCUCUCCCUCCCCUUCCUCCGAGGACCGGCCCCUACCUGCAUUCCAUGCGUCGAGGGGCGGCAGCGCACCGCUCCUCACUCCUCUGAUUUCCCUCCAACAGAGGCCCCGCUGCAGAUGCUUCACAUGGAUGUGUGGGGCCCAGCCCGCGUCCGUGGACAGGGUCACGAGCGCUACUUUCUGCUGGUCGUUGACGACUACUCGCGUUACACCACAGUCUUCCCCUUGCGCCGCAAGGGCAUCCGCCAGACGUUCACGCUUCUGGCCUCCCCACAGCAAAAUGGGAUUGCUGAGCGCCGCAUUGGCAUGGUCAUAGACGUCGCUCGUACGUCCAUGAUCCAUGCGGCUGCUCCCCAUUUUCUGUGGUCGUUCGCGGUUCAGUACGCUGCGCAUCAGCUCAACCUCCAGCCCCGGAUCUCCAUGCCGGAGACCACACCUACUCUUCGGUGGACGGGGAAGGUUGGCGAUGCGUCUGCGUUCCGUGUCUGGGGAUCGCAAGCUUUCGUCCACGACUUGUCUGCGAACAAGCUGUCCUCCCGCGCAGUUCCCUGCGUCUUCUUUGGCUUCCCCCCUGACGUGCCUGGUUGGCAGUUUUACCACCCCACCUCGCGCCGUGUUCUGUCCUCUCAGGACGUCACAUUUGACGAGUCAGUUCCUUACUACCGUCUAUUCCCAUACCGCACUGCCCCCAUCCCCCCCCCCCCCGUCGCUCUUCCUUGCUCCAGGUCCUCCCUCGAUAGACCCCCUCCCCCCUCAGGGCCCUACCCCCGCAGGUGUGUCUCUGGUAGACGCGGUCGACCGUGUUGA